Messenger RNA from Epinephelus lanceolatus (giant grouper), 5076 nucleotides. RefSeq names its product DNA topoisomerase II binding protein 1 (gene topbp1). Lineage: Eukaryota; Metazoa; Chordata; Actinopteri; Perciformes; Serranidae. The record is from RefSeq and is a predicted model, not a curated record. Gene Ontology annotation, biological process: mitotic G2 DNA damage checkpoint signaling; mitotic DNA replication checkpoint signaling; DNA replication initiation.
UACACCAGAAGCUACACCGUUGGCGCGAAUAACAACAAAGCUGAUAUUUUAAUUUCUCCUAACUAUUAACACUAAAUUAUCACAAAAUGUACGUGUAUUCUUCGGUGCUGCGGGAACUAGUAAUUAUUCGUUUACGAUAAUAGGAAUACUCGUGUUUUUGAAUUUUAUUUUUAACGUUAUAUGCUUGUUUGAAUGUUAGCUAACAGUGUUCAAGUAAGUUAGCGCAGCAGGCUCUGUCUAAAACGGACAUAGUUAGGUUAUAAACUGUUUUAUUUGGAGCAUUUUCUCGAGGAAAAAAGACAUUGACGUUAAGCUAGUCCUCCAUGACUAGUUAGCGUUCAUGUCAAAUACUGUCAGAGUAUUGACACUGCCUCUAUUUUUCUGACAGCCCAUCAAGAGUUACAGGUUGACCAUGUCCAAAGGAGACAAGGAAGGCUUCAUUGUCAAGUUUGUGGAAAGUAAUGGACAAAGGACAGAAUAUGCUGCCAAAGCUUAUGAGGCCAUUUCAGAGCUCCAGUCUGACAAGUACUUGAAAACCAUCGAAGAAGAUGCAGUUUUACAGAUGGACCAGAAGGACAAGUCUCUGUUUGUCUUCAGCAGCUUCACCAGCCCAGCCUUUCUGCACUGCAAAAGGCUUGGCUGCCGGGUGGUGAGCCCACUGGUGGUGUUGUACUGUCUGCAGCAGCAGCAUUGUGUUCCCAGAGCAGAGAAACCCGUCUAUAACAUGGCCAUGGCUGACAUCACUAUUUCCUGCACCAGUCUGGAUAAAGCAACACGGACAGAGGUGAUGGAUCUGGUGCAGCUCAUGGGUGGACGGGUCUAUCUGGACUUAAAUGUAUCUGUCACACACCUGAUAGCGGGAGAGGUGGGCAGCAAGAAAUAUCUGGUAGCUGCCAGCCUUGGUAAACCCAUCCUGCUGCCCACAUGGAUCAAAGCCUGCUGGGAGAAAUCUCAGGAUAGUCUUUUCAGGUAUACAGAUCUGCCCAUUGAGGACUAUCUGUGCCCUGUGCUGCGUGGCUGCACUGUUUGUGUGACAGGCCUCUCCAGCACAGAGCGCAAAGAGGUGCAGCGGCUCUGUGAACAGCACGGAGCCACCUACAGCGGUCAACUCAAGAUGAAUGAGUGUACACACCUCAUCGUUAGUGAGCCGACAGGUCAGAAGUACGAGUGUGCAAAGAAGUGGAAUGUGUAUUGCGUGUCUUUGCACUGGCUGUUUGACAGCAUAGAGAAGGGCUUUUGUCAAGACGAGAGCAGGUACGCUGUGGAGCGUAAUGCAUCAAAGACAACUCGACCUCACACCUCAACCCCCACUGGCACCAACAAGAAGGACGAGGGUCCAUCUCUGUUGGGUUUAAGUCACAUAUCUGUCAAUGCCAGCAUGACAAUAAAUGACACAGCCCUCACCAAUGGCAGCAUCAGCCGCCUGGAGGCUCCAGACCCCAUAGACACUCUAGAUCUCACCGUCUGCCCAGCUGAUGAUAUACUGGAUGGCUGUAAGCUGUAUCUGUGUGGCCUGCCAGGGAAGAAACUGGAGAAGCUGAAGCGUCUUGUGAAUGCUGCAGGAGGUCUGCGCUUCAAUCAGCCCAGUGAGGAACUCACACAUGUGGUCAUGGGAGAGCUGGACCAGGAGCUCAAGAAUUUUCUCUCCAAAGCAACACAUAGACCCCACGUAGUGACAGUACAGUGGCUGCUGGACAGUUUCAACAAAGGCAGUCUACUCCCAGAAGCAGAUUACCUCCACCCAGACUGUCUGCCCCUGGCUGCGGCUGCUGUCACUGUGCCUGCCCAUCACACUCCCACCUCCCGGGUCUCAGCUGGUCCGCCUGCAGCCAGUCCCAGUACUCCCAGACAAACAAGAGCAGAGGAAGAUCUGCUCUCACAGUACAUGGAUGACGACCCUACAGUAGUGGAUAUGCCCCCACCAGCAGAGGGCAGCAGCAGGAGGUCCGUCAGUAUAUCUGUAGAGCCUCAGCCUGAAUCCUGGGCACCAAACCACACCAGAGGACCAGAGGCGGACUCGACCUUGCAGGAAGCCAGCGCUGCAGGCCUGUUUUUCAAGAAACGUUUCCUCCUUGUGGGCUUUGGCGCUGAGGCCGAGGCCCAGCUUUCUCUACUGGUGAUGGAAAACGGAGGCAGGGUGCUGAUGGGUCGCACACGUGUUGUGGCAGACUACGCGGUGGUACCACUAUUGGGCUGUUCAGUGGAGGCAACAGUGGACGAGGUGGUCACAGAUACCUGGCUGGCCAUGUGUGUGGAGAAGGAGUGUGUUCUGCAGCUGUCCUCCAACCCUUUGUUCACCCCUGUUCCUGUGAUGGACGGACGUUUUCCUCUCAAAGACUGUGUUCUGUCUGUCAGUCAGUUCACCGGAGCAGAGAGGGAGUCUUUGGUGGACCUGGCCAAGCACCUCGGAGCCAAUGUCCAGGAUUACUUUGUGCGCCUGGCCAACCAGAAGAAAGGGAUGCUGGCCAGCACUCAUCUGGUGCUGCAGAGCCCAGAGGGCACAAAGUACCAGGCAGCCAAGAAAUGGGGGCUUCCAGCCGUCACUAUGCACUGGAUACUAGAGUCUGCUCGGACCGGCCAGCGGGCGGAGGAGGGGCGUUUUCUAGUUGACCUGCCACCCUCACCAGAGAGGGAUGAUGAGAGUUUUGUCGGUGGCUCCCAGAGGCAAGCCAUGCCUCCACCAGCACGUUCGUCCCCAGAGAUCCCUCUCCUGGGUCUCCAGAGUGGCAAGGCUGUUACCCCGCUGGAUCUGGGCCGCUUCCAGAGCAAAGUGUUCCGCUCUGUGUUGGACGCGAAGAAACCAAAAGAGGACGUCAGCACCCCCAAACAAAACCAGGGGGUUGGCAAAAGGAACCCCCUUCAGAAGGAAGCGCCUCUGCAGCUGGACACUCCCUCCCGUUUCCUCAGCAGAGACCAGCUGUUCAGGCCUUCCUUCAAUGUCAAGGAUGCACUUGGAGAUCUGGAGACUCCAGGGGGAAGAUCCAAACCAGGAGAGAGGGUAGAUACUCCACUGACUGAUGUCAUCAACAGGAAUCUGAGGGUAGCUCUCGCCAACAGCUCCCGAAAUUCCACCUCAGAUAUGCAAGCCAUCUCUGCUAGCCCCCAGUUUACCAAGACGACUGAGAAGGAGGUCCCAGAAAAAGAAGCCGGCCCUCUGACUGGUGUCGUGAUCUGCGUAGGGAAGAAGCUGAGCAAAAUGCAAAGUGAACUCAAUGCCAUUGCUGCCUCACUUGGAGCUGACUUCAGGUGGGCUUGUGAUGACACAGUGACACACUACAUCUACCAGGGCCGUGUCGGGGACAACACCCGGGAGUACAGAGGAGUGAAAGAGAGAGGGCUGCAUGUGGUCUCCCAGUGCUGGCUACAGGCUUGUGCUGACGAGCAGAGACAUGUCCCCGAGUCUCUCUAUCCUUUCACCUACAACCCCAAGAUGAGCCUGAACCUCAGCCAGGUGCCCAACAGCUCUCAGAGGUCUCCACCUUUAACACGAACCCAACGCAAAGACGCCACUGACGCAAAGGACGACAAGAGUGAACACGUUGCCACAGAAGAAGCCACAACUUUACGUCGUGUAAGUGAUGGAAGCGUCGAUCGGGAAGAGAUGAAUGAUACUGCAGAUAAAAGUGAUAGUUCAGAGACUCUAGAAAUGAGAGAGAACCUGCAGAGGCAGCUCCAGGAGAUCAUGUCAGCCACCAAGCUGACGACAGGGAGGCGUACCUCAGUCAGACUCAGCAGGAUGGGAUCAGGAGGGGCCGACUCGGGCCCCAACACACCUGAUGGGAGCCGGGUCGGACGCUGCGGGAGCAGACGAACUCUGGAAGCUCUCAGGGUUUCCAGAGAAGCAGCCAUGGACUUCAACACAGAGCCAUCUCAGAGUGAACAGAUCGUUUGGGACGACCCUACAGCCAGGGAGGAGAGAGCCAAGCUGGCUGAUAACCUACAGUGGCCUGGGAGUCCCUCACAACACUCUGAGCCCCUCGCACCUCCACCUCCUCCCACCGCAGAAAACGGCCCUCAGUUCAGGGACUCCAUGACGGACUCAGAGCUAGUGGAGAUGGCUGCUUGUGAAGUCAUUGACCAGCAUAUGGGUCCGAGAAUCACAACGCCCCUGACAGAGAGGCGAGAAAAUGACCUCCUUACUCCUGAAGCCCCGAGCAUCGCCUUCCCUCUCGCCAAACCUGCAGUAGCACCGGAGCCACAGGAGGAGCGUGAGGAAGAAAAGCAGCCACCCAGAUUUCAGCUGUCCUCCCUCAGCCCUCAGGAGCGCAUUGAUUACAGUCACCUCAUAGAGGAGCUUGGCGGUGUAGUCCUGGACAAGCAGUCUUUCGACCCCAGCUGUUCCCAUAUCAUCGUAGGGACUCCUCUGCGCAACGAGAAGUACCUGGCAGCAAUGGCGGCGGGCAAAUGGAUUCUGCACCGCUCGUACCUGGAGGCCUGCCGCUCUGUUGGACGCUUUAUCCCGGAGGAGGAGUAUGAGUGGGGCAGUAGCUCCAUUCUGGAUGCGUUGCCCUCCAUCACCUCCCAGCAGAGGAGGCUGGCGUUAGCUGCCAUGCGCUGGAGAAAAGCACUGCAGGGACACUCUGAGCAAGGGGGAGCCUUCAGUGGGUGGACUGUCAUGCUGAACAUCGACCAGAGCAGAGAAUCAGGCUUCAGGCGGUUACUGCAGUCUGGCAGGGCGAAGGUCCUGCUGAGUCCCUCCCCGUCCUUGUACAAGGAGGCCACUCACCUGUUUGCAGACUUCAGUCGGCUGAAGCCUGGAGACUUCAGAGUCGAUGUAUCUGAAGCUACCUCUCAUGGAGUCACAUGCCUAAAACCAGAGUACAUCGCAGACUACCUCAUGCAGGAGCCGACCCCGCCCAUCGAGCUGUACUACCUGACUGAAGCUCCCUCUGAAGAAACUCCAGACACUCCGUCACGUAAGCGCAAAGCAGCCGCAGACAACUCCAGGCUGAAAAAGACACGUCUGACCUGAAAAUGUCACUACUUACUAUUGUUAUGAAAAUUCCCAUAUCUGUGAAAAUGAUUGUAAAUAAGAUUUUCCCUUUUUUAAAUUAAAAAUAAAAUGAAUGUAGCAUC